Messenger RNA from Procambarus clarkii (red swamp crayfish), 3740 nucleotides. RefSeq lists its product as uncharacterized. NCBI's taxonomy places the organism in Eukaryota, Metazoa, Arthropoda, Malacostraca, Decapoda, Cambaridae. The record is from RefSeq and is a predicted model, not a curated record.
UGAGUAUUGUCAUCUCUAUAUAUUCUCCUUGAUGAAUACUCGCGUAUUCAACAAGCAAUACUCGGGUUGUUAAUUAUUAUAUCAUCGCUAACCUGAGGAAGUUGACUCAUCAGAAGAUUUUGAGUGGAUUCAUCAGAAGCAAACAUCAAGUGUCGUAUUAUCUAAUACAUCACAUCUAAUACAAGCAUCCUAAGCCCUGGCAACUACAUUUUAUAUAAAAGUCCAUUGCCAAUCAACCAUGGCUGAAAUAUAUAAUGGUUUGAGACUUAUCAUGGCUAUUAAAAGCUGUGGACAGCGUGUCUUAUAUCAGACAUUCCUUCUGGGAACUCCAGACAAACCUAAAGAUAAGAACCUGGCAGAUUACUUAGAGAACUUGCCGCUAACAUCAACCGCAAACUACAUAAAAGCCUCGAAACGAGAAAAACGUUUUUACAAUGAGGAAAAAGAGUUGAUUAACACCAAUCCAGACGGAUCCAAGUUUGAUAUAACACUGCUCUACAAGAUUAUCAGAUUAGCUUGUGAGAAGGUGGCCCCAUUAAAAAAUGAAAACGGAAAAUGGGGCUCCGAAAGUACAGAAAUGGAGUAUUACGUCACUGCUAUAAAAGAUAUGAGAAACGAUGUUAUUCACAGCCAACUUGCCGUAACUAAAACUGAGCUAUCGGAAAAGAUGUUGAAACUUAGAAAGUAUUUAGUUGGGUGUGUGAAGACGUCUGGAGAGCGGUAUGGGCGGGACGAGGCUGUGGUAAACAAUGAGAUCAAGCAGGUGAUGGAUGAUCUGGACCAAAUACAACAAACAAUUCUUGGUAAGGAAGAUAUAAUGAAGUAUUACAGUGACGAACUUAAGCAGCUUAUGAUUGAGAAGUGCAGCGAGACACUGAAGAUGAUCUUCCAAAGAAUUGUCAAUAUUAACCCAGUGUCUUUCUUCACAGAUGACCUGCGCCUUGAGGUAGACAAAAUUUUUGUUGAUGUCGCAGUCAAGCAAGGAAAACGUAGAGGUGAAAGUAAAGCUAUAGACUAUCGAGACCUCCUCAAAUUUCUUCAGAACCCAAAUGAACCUCUAUCUAUGAGUGAUGUCUCCCAGCAACAGAGUUCAGCUGCACGGAGUCAAAUACUUCUGCUUGAAGGUGUGGCCGGCAGCGGCAAGACCACUCUGGUGACAAUGGUAAUACAGAAUUGGAUAAAGGGAGGUAAAGGCAAAAUAAGAGGCCUAAAUAAUUAUGACCUUGUGCUAUGGGUACAGUGCAGGGACCCAACCAUAGACUCCUACCAAGCCCUCCUGGACCGCCUCAUGCUAAAAGUAUCAUUACAAUUUAGGAACCUUAUGCCAAGACUGACGAAGCUUUGUAAGCUGCUAAUCGUAGUUGAUGGCCUGGAUGAAAUUAAUGAGAACUCGAAAAAACUUGUAAACAGUUUGUUACACGAAUUCAAGAACUGUACCCACACUACAUUUAUGUGCACGUCACGUCCAGAAAAACUUGAAAUGUUUAGUAACACGAUUCCCCGGGAAUAUAAAGUGACAAUUGCUGAGCUACGAGGCAUACCUAAGGACCGAAUUCUUGAAUUUGUGCGUCGAAAUCACGUGGCGAUAAAGCACCAGACAAGGAGUGAACGAAACACUGAGGAACUGGUAAAGGCAGUGGAGAAGUUGAAAGAUCUUCAUGAACACUUAUCGCUGCCGAUGAACUUGAUAUUGUUAGUGAUCAUUUGGGACAGGGAGACAGAUUCGUUACCCCGUGGGACCUUCACUCAGACGGAGCUAUAUCAUAAAAUUCAUCAUCUGUGGCAGAGUAAGGUGUUGGAGAGACUGGCCAACCAUCAACGGUACAGCAGCAUUUCUAAAGACGACCUAGAGGACAGAAUCCAAGUUAUUUUAAAGGAGAUAUACCGGUCAGCGCUCGAGAGCCUCUCUUGCAACCAGUUAAUCCUUGAGGAGGAAAUUGUUCACCAUUUAAAAUUAGCUUGUAAAAAGGUAGAUUUACCUCCCGACGAAAUUCUGUCGGCAUUCCUGACCUUGAAAUCUACUUGGACCGGGAAAGGCUUCCAGGAGCGGUAUUCUGCACCCCACAAGGGAAUCCAAGACUUCUACAGUGCUCUACAUAUUGUGACGACCCUUACGUGCCAGCUACAGUCUCUUUCCCUCCCAGUCUCACACAACGAGCCCCCAACACCACUUGUGUCUCCCCUGGCACAUGCUGCACUAGUCCCAAGUUCAUCUACACAAGACUCUCCUGGUAUUAUCAGGGAAGUGUUAACACAGGCCAUCAAAACAAGAAAGGUGGAUAUGGCUGAGUAUCAGAAUGUUCUAGUGCAUGUAGCCGGGAUGUUGCACCUGACUCUGGACCCAGUGCCCGAGGCCCUGGCCUACGAAGUUGUUGACCUUCUGCGCCAGUCUGGGAUGAGGGAGGAGUACCAGUGGCUCGACCUCCUCGAGAACACCACGGCCACUUCCGUCACAGCUAAGGCCGUGACUCCUUCCAUUAAUAAUACUAAUGACACUAUAGAAAUAAGUAAUAACCGUGUAGGGAGCUACGCAGCUCUCCUACCACACCUCAAACCCUCCAAUGUUUCCAUUUGUAUAGAGGAUGACCCUGCCGACAUACCUCGCCUGCCAGAGCUGGUGGCUGGCCUGGGCAGGCACCAGUGUCUACGGCUGCUCUUGCUUCACCACUACUGGCGGGACCAUACCACCACUUCCGACGACAUCUUGCGUCGUGUACCGCCUCCGAGUAAGCUGAAGGAGUUCGUGGGUGUUGUGAGCGGUGAUGGGGUGGCGGCGCUGCCUCCCAGCCUGACGGAGCUCCACCUGGCCGUGGUGAGUGAUGCCCACGCUCUCUGCCUCCUGCCACACCUGCACCACCUCGUCACCUCCCGCCUGCCUCACCUCCACCUGCUCUGUGUGAGAGUGGCAGAAGGAGUGUCCCCGGGAGUGCUGGAGCCCCUGGCCAGGCCUGCAGCAGCGAGGGUGCCGCCGCUGCCCAAAAAGACAGGAAGUCUGGUCGACCUGGAGCUGAGUGGUGUGGACGACGCAGGUGUGAGUCGUGCGUGUGCUGUGGCCAGCACGCUCCUGCCCCCUGGCGGGUACAGGACCAUUAAGUUCCCCGACGCGACACUGACAGCGGCCGGCUGCCGGAGCCUGAUACAGGGACUCGUCAAGUGCAAGGGGAAGGUCGGGUGGAUAAGAGUCCCUAAAGCCCUGGACCUUCAACCCUUCCAGGUGUGUGAGCUGGAGGACCUCGCUCACACCUGUCUCAACUGUGGCUUUAUACCAUAUGAUGACCAAAAGAUGAAGAAGCGACGAUGUCUCAGGCUGCCCUAGACCAUUAUUGCGUCGUAUGUGAUGAGAGAAAGGAAGGCACGGGUUAUAAAUAAGGCAAGAUUGAGAUAAUAAUCAGAGGAGGAAGGUAUGUCGUCCCACAACGACUUCAGUGUUUCACAUAACGAGGAGAACCCUUCACAGAUCGAGGAGAAUGAGGAGUCUUUUUUGGUAGAAUUUCAAGCAAUAUUAUAUAAGUUCUAUAUUAAAUAUAAGUAAGAUUAAAAAUAAGUAUAUAUAGUCUAGAUUAAAGUCUAUACUAUACUAGUCUAUAGUCUAUACUAUACUAGUCUAAAGUCUAUACUAAGUCUAUAUUAAAAAUAAGUAUUAUAUAAGUAUAUAUUAAAUAAGUUCAUAUUAUUUUUCUAUAUUCUUCCUAAAAUUAGAAAUAUAUUAUUGAAUUGAAUAGGUUCCACCCAUAAAUAAG